AUUUUGAUCAGCACAACAGAUUGUCAGUUUGACACUGAUAUGAUAUGAAUCGGAUUUUAUGAUUGUGAAUUUCUCUGAAAUUAAAUCGGAAAUUAAGAAAUAUUUUGUCCCUAAGAUGGUUGUGCCUAGUCCAUUUGUAUAUUGGGCUCAAACUGAUAAGUUAAUAACCUUGAAAAUUGAUUUGAAAAAUGUCGUCAAGCCAGACGUAGAUAUUGUUGAUAAUAAGAUAAAGUUUUUCGGAAAAGGCAUCGGUGCGCACGGCGAAACCCAAUAUGGAUUUAAUUUGGAUUUAUUUUCAUCACUUAAGUCUGACGAUGAUCAAACUACUACAAUUAAACUGUUCGAUAAUAGAGUAGAGUUGAUAUUAAAGAAAGAAAAAGAUGCUUGGUGGCCCCGCCUUACUGCACAGCCUCAAAAACCAGCAUGGUUGAAGAUUAAUUUUGAUCUCUGGAAAUCUGAAGAUGGUAUAGACAGUGAUGAUGAAGCCAGAGAUGUAAUGAAGGACUAUCCUGGAAUGUAUGAUCAACUACAUAAAGAAGAAAUGGGGUAUAGAAAAGAAGAUUUCAAAAAGGUAUACUUGAUUGUAUACAAUUUGUUCCAAUUUAUCGGAUUUACGUAUGUCCUUGCGGUGAUGGGUGUGCGUUACGCUAAGCUGGAGUAUGACUCGGUAGCAGACACAUAUGAACAUGUUGGCUCUGCUAUGAAGUUCCUGCAGUUGAUGCAGUAUUUGGAAGUCAUGCAUCCAAUGUUCGGUUAUACUAAGGGUGGUGUGUUAGUACCAUUUCUACAGAUAAGUGGUCGAGCAUUUGUCCUGUUUGUGAUGAUAGAGGCUGAGCCCCGAAUGCAAACGAAACCUGUUGUCUUCUAUCUGUUCCUGAUAUGGGGUCUUAUUGAAGUUGUCAGGUAUCCAUUCUAUAUCACUCAAAUUUACAAGAAAGAGAUAUAUUUACUGACAUGGCUUCGAUAUACUCUGUGGAUACCUCUCUACCCAUUAGGAAUACUAUGUGAAUCAAUAGUUAUUCUGCGGAAUAUUCCGUAUUUUGAAGAAACGCAGAAGUUUUCUGUAUCAAUGCCUAAUGAAUGGAAUUUUGCAUUCCAUUUGCCGUCUUUAAUGAGAGUUUAUCUCUUAGUUUUAACAUUCCCCGGAAUGUUCUUUGUAAUGAGUCACAUGCAUAAACUAAGAACAGUAAAACUUAAACCAAAAGUGAUUAUAAAGAAAUCUAAAUAGAUAUUAUUUGUAUGAUGGGUUUUAUGCAAUAUUAGGGAUUGGGUUGUUUGAAGUAUAAUACAGACGCUCAUUUAUAACUGAACAGUUUAACUGUCCAGUUAAAACUGUAACAGCCUUGGAAAUAAACACAGAAUAAAGUUAAACUUAAUAAACUGAGUAUAAGCAAAUAUUAAUAAGUACAAAUUUUGCUUAUACUUAAUGUAUCCCUAAGUUUAACUUCAUACCGCGUUUAUUUUUAAGGCUGUUGGUGUAUAAAAAAGACUAUUGUAAUUGUACAGUUAAUUUUGCAUGUCAAUUGAAUUGUAUAGUAAACAAUUUGUCCAUCAGUUGUACUGUACAGUUAAAAUGUUUGCUUCACAUGCACAGUUUUAAUUGAACAGCUUGACAGUGAAAUUAUCAGAACUGAGUGUCUAGUGGGCUUAAUUUUUUAUGCAAAUUGACAACAUAAAAAACACAAAUGAAAAUUCCAUCUUGAAUUAUGCUUAUGAUAACACUAAUGCUGUAAUAAAUUAUAGCCAUUAGUAUUGUUUUUUACAUAAAAAUGUAUGAGCAUUCAUGUUCUGGGUAUAUUUUAUUUGUUUUACUAUAAAACAUGGGAGAAUGGUUUAGUUAAGAUUAUCAAAUGAACAAAAUUUCUGUAAGCUGAAGUUUGUAAGCAUUUAAAUCUAUUAAGAAAAUGUUUGGAACUGCAGUUUUUAAUGAGUUUACAGAAUUAUUAUUUCUUAAGUUAUCCAAAAGUGGUGAUAAACAAUUUUAUUUGUAAACCACUGCCUAUACUGACAAAAAUAUAUCCAUCUCUUUCACUCUAUGAAAAACAGAGAACAAUGUUUUUGUUUAGAUAUUUCGUGUGGAAUCCCACAAUGAAGUAAGAAAAUGACAUUUAUUUAUAAGCUUUAUGUUUCCAAUGUGAAUGUUUUUUUUACUUUU
Messenger RNA from Papilio polytes (common Mormon), 2155 nucleotides. RefSeq names its product very-long-chain (3R)-3-hydroxyacyl-CoA dehydratase (gene Hacd2). The transcript is spliced from 6 exons. Bases 59 to 1228 code for a protein of 389 amino acids. The record is from RefSeq and is a predicted model, not a curated record. Gene Ontology annotation, biological process: sphingolipid biosynthetic process; very long-chain fatty acid biosynthetic process; fatty acid elongation. NCBI's taxonomy places the organism in Eukaryota, Metazoa, Arthropoda, Insecta, Lepidoptera, Papilionidae. Gene Ontology annotation, cellular component: endoplasmic reticulum membrane. Gene Ontology annotation, molecular function: 3-hydroxyacyl-CoA dehydratase activity.